CGGCUUUAUGAUCCCUCCUAACAAAGGUCAAAAAGGUCAUCCAAUUAAUAUAAAAACACCGAAUUCGAAUAAAAUCAAAGCUUGAUAGUGAUAGCGUUGUCCCGUGAUUUUUUCUGUUUAUUGAAUAAUUUGAAUUUUUGAUUUUUUCUCAUUAUUUAAUUUCUAAUUAUGUCGAAAUUCAGUGGUGUUCAGCUAGCCCAGCCAAUUGAGGUUUUUGAGCUUAUGAGAGCUUUCAAUGAAGAUACAUACAGCAAUAAAGUAAAUCUAGGUGUUGGUGCCUACAGAACUGAAAGUUGUGAACCUUGGGUCUUGCCGGUGGUAAGGAUUGCUGAAAAAGCAUUAGCUAAUGAUGAUAGUUUGAAUAAGGAGUAUUUGCCCAUAUUGGGUCUUGAAGCAUUCAGCAAAGCCGCUACUUUAAUGCUAUUAGGAGAAGAAAGCAGUGCCUUAAGGGAAAACAGGGCAUUUGGAGUUCAGAGCUUGUCAGGAACUGGAUGUUUGAGAGUGGGAGCUGAAUUUUUGCAUUCUCAAUUAGGAUGUACAGUUUUUUAUUACUCAAAGCCAACAUGGGGAAAUCACAAGUUGAUCUUUAAAAAUUCAGGCUUCACUGAAGCUCGUGAAUAUAGAUACUGGUCAGAAUCCAGCAGGGGCCUUGAUAUCGAAGGAAUGCUUGAGGAUUUAGACAAAGCUCCAGAGAAUUCUGUUAUCAUUCUCCAUGCAGUUGCUCAUAAUCCUACAGGUUGUGAUCCAACUCAAGAACAAUGGGCCCGUAUUGCCGAUGUAAUGGAAGCUAAAAAAUUGUUCUGUUUCUUUGAUUGUGCUUAUCAAGGUUUUGCGAGUGGAGACUUGGAUAAGGAUGCAUGGGCUGUCAGAUAUUUUAUUUCAAGAGGAUUUGAAAUGUUGAUAGCACAAUCUUUUGCCAAGAAUUUUGGAUUAUAUAAUGAAAGGAUUGGUAACUUGACUGUUGUUGUUAAGGAUAAUGCUACUAUACCAUGUCUUAAAUCUCAAUUCACAGUACUUGUACGAGGAAUGUAUUCAAACCCACCUAGCCAUGGAGCUAGAAUAAUUGCUUAUAUUUUAAACAAUCCUGAUCUUUAUGAGCAAUGGAAACAACUUGUGAAAACUAUGGCUGAUCGUAUAAUGGAAAUGAGGAAAGAACUCAGAGGUGCCAUUGAGCGUAUGAAUGCACCUGGGAAGUGGGACCACAUAACUUCUCAAAUUGGAAUGUUUUCAUAUACUGGUUUAAAUGAGGCCCAAUCGGAAUAUAUGGUUAGAAAACAUCAUGUUUAUAUGUUGAAAUCUGGGAGAAUAAGUAUGGCUGGACUUACAACAAGAAACAUAGAAUAUGUUGCGAAAGCUAUUGUUGAUUCUCUAGCACAUGCUAACUAAAUGUGAUAAAACGCGAUGUGAAGGUCUACUAUUUUUGCUAAAUAUUUGGAUUGUUUUUGCUAUUCAAAGAUUUCUAUGUAUUUGAUAUAUAAUACACUAUAUAUUUUUUA
Harmonia axyridis is the source of this 1496-nucleotide messenger RNA. It is a transcript of the gene Got1, whose product is annotated as aspartate aminotransferase, cytoplasmic. Gene Ontology annotation, cellular component: cytosol. The transcript has 7 exons. Lineage: Eukaryota; Metazoa; Arthropoda; Insecta; Coleoptera; Coccinellidae. Gene Ontology annotation, biological process: L-aspartate biosynthetic process. Bases 169 to 1386 code for a protein of 405 amino acids. The record is from RefSeq and is a predicted model, not a curated record. Gene Ontology annotation, molecular function: L-aspartate:2-oxoglutarate transaminase activity; pyridoxal phosphate binding.